AUGGAAUUUGCCGCGCGCGGGGACGAGCGCGAAGGACCGAUUGCGGUGAAGGACCGCAGGUUAGGGACCGAUCGCCGCCGCUCACGCCAGCGGACGGUCUUCGUCAGUGAUGUUAGCUACGCCACCGUCUACCUCGUGCGCAAUGCGCUCGCCGGCAUCGAGCGAGCAACGUGUUCGACCGAGCGGCUUGCUGUGCGGACGGCUUCUUGUGGCUCUCGUCGAGAGCGUUUUGCGGCCCGGCGGGUGGGAGAGCAUGUGUCGUCUGAUGUGUCACUGAAGACCGCCGUACGGCAAGAAGAGCUCGAUGGGGAGCGAGAACCGUCAGAGGUGCUCACGGAGGUUUCGGAACCUUUCUGCGCCUCCGUCUGGGCAUAUCGGCUGCUCGGCAAGAGCAGUCUUUCCGGAAGAUAUCGACGGUUUUCGAGAGCCACCCGCUUGGGAGCGAUUGAGCGCGUCACGGAGGACUUCAGGAAGCCGCUCGUCGGACAGGCGUGCUCGCUUGAUGUCGGCGAGCGCAUUGCGCACGCUUUGAACGGUGGCGAAGCCAAAAACACCGAUGGUGGCCGUCCGCCGGCGUAUGCGGCGGCGAUCGGUAACCAAAAAAGCACGAUUCUGAAGUUGGGCCCUCAACCUGCCUCCUGA
Molecule: messenger RNA, 642 nt
Organism: Emiliania huxleyi CCMP1516
Lineage: Eukaryota; Haptophyta; Isochrysidales; Noelaerhabdaceae
Exons: 6
Coding region: 1-642 (213 amino acids)
Source: RefSeq, a predicted model, not a curated record